Messenger RNA from Neopsephotus bourkii (Bourke's parrot), 3572 nucleotides. It is a transcript of the gene FAP, whose product is annotated as fibroblast activation protein alpha. Gene Ontology annotation, molecular function: dipeptidyl-peptidase activity; serine-type endopeptidase activity. Bases 321 to 2510 code for a protein of 729 amino acids. The record is from RefSeq and is a predicted model, not a curated record. NCBI's taxonomy places the organism in Eukaryota, Metazoa, Chordata, Aves, Psittaciformes, Psittacidae. Gene Ontology annotation, biological process: proteolysis. The transcript is spliced from 26 exons.
AACCCUCAAGUUAGUGUAAGCAGAUGUUGGUUAUAGCUCACAUUGGUGGGAAGUAUAUAAUCACCACCCGUAUAGCCACCCACUGUCCAUUUCUGGUCCUAAAACUUCCUCAAAAGUGUGUUUCUAAUUUUAUGGAAACCCUUUGAAAUUUGGCAUAGUUUUCAAAAGUAUGUAGGGGAAAAAAAAAAAAAAGAUAAAGUCUGCCAGAGGUUUAGCCUCCAACUGUGAAAACAGACACUGCCUUUUCAAACUCCUCUCCUAGAUCCACUGACCAACACCCAGAAGAGAGAAUUUACAUUCUUUGAGAAUACAGCAGGAAAAUGAAGACCCGGCUAAAAAUAAUUUUUGGCGUGGUUAUAUGCCUUUUGCUUUCCUUAUUACUGGUGUGUAUUAUACUGCUUCCAUCAAGAGUUGUCAACACAGAUGAUGGACCCAGAGCCCUCACACUGGAGGAUUACCUGAAUGGAAACUUCCAAUAUAAAACAUUUUUUCCAUAUUGGGUGUCAGACAAUGAAUAUCUUCAUCAGUCUGCAGAAGAUGACAUUAUACUCUACAAUGUUGAAAUGAACUACCCAACUACCAUCAUGACUAACAGCACAAUGAAACAAGUGAAUGCUUCAAAUUAUGUGUUGUCAUCUGACAAGUAUUUCAUAGCUCUGGAAAGCAAUUAUUCAAAGCUGUGGAGAUACUCCUAUACAGCAUCAUACCACAUUUAUGAUCUCAUAUAUGGUGGUUUUGUAACAGAAAAUCAGCUUCCACAUAAAAUUCAGUAUAUAUCCUGGUCACCCACUGGACACAAAUUGGUAUAUGUAUAUCAGAAUAAUAUCUAUUUGAAACGAAGUCCAAGAGAGGCACCAAUUAAAAUAACUACUGAUGGAAAGCAGAAUGAAAUAUUUAAUGGGAUUCCUGACUGGGUCUAUGAAGAGGAAAUGCUAGCAACAAAAUAUGCAUUGUGGUGGUCUCCAAGUGGAAAGUAUUUAGCAUAUGUACAAUUUAAUGAUACUGACAUACCAGUUAUUGAAUAUUCAUAUUUUGGUGAGGACCAGUAUCCUAGAAAAAUAAUUAUCCCCUACCCAAAGGCUGGGGCUAAAAAUCCUACUGUUAAAGUGUUUAUUGUAGACACUAUUAAUGCUGAAGCAUAUGGUCCUAAGAAGGUGCCAGUUCCUGCAGUCAUAGCAUCAAGUGAUCACUAUUUUACUUGGCUUACUUGGGUAACAGAUAGUCGAGUCUGUGUGCAAUGGCUAAAGAGAAUCCAGAAUUUUUCAGUCUUAGCUAUUUGUGACUUCAAAGAGAAUUCAAAUACAUGGGACUGUCCAGAGAAUCAACAGCACAUAGAAGAGAGUCAAACAGGAUGGGCAGGCGGGUUCUUUGUUUCUGCACCAUAUUUUACAUCAGACAGCAGUUCAUAUUACAAAAUUUUUAGUGACAAAAAUGGUUAUAAGCAUAUUCAUUACAUCAAUGGCUCUGUGGAGAAUGCAAUCCAAAUUACAAGUGGAGAAUGGGAAGCAAUAUACAUUUUCAGAGUAACAAAUGAUGCAAUUUUCUAUUCAAGCAAUGAAUUUGAAGGCUAUCCAGGAAGAAGGAAUAUUUACAAAAUCAGUAUUGGAAGUAGACCUAUCAGAAAACAAUGCAUUACUUGCAAUUUAAGGAAAGAGAGAUGCCAGUAUUAUACAGCAAGGUUCAGUGAACAUUCUAAGUAUUACGCCUUGAUCUGUUAUGGUCCUGGGAUUCCCAUGUCUACUCUUUUUGAGAACUACAGUGAUAGAGAGCUCAGAGUAUUGGAAGACAAUUGGGAAUUGCAGUCUGCUUUGCAAAAUAUCCAACUGCCAAAAGAAGAAAUUAAUAAACUUGAAGUGGAUGGUAUAACUUUGUGGUACAAAAUGCUUCUACCCCCCCAGUUUGAUAGAUCCAAGAAGUACCCUCUGCUUAUUCAGGUGUAUGGAGGACCCUGCAGUCAGAAUGUAAAGGAAACAUUUAGCAUUAGCUGGAUAACCUAUCUUGCAAGCAAAGAGGGAAUUAUUGUUAUUCUAGUGGAUGGCAGAGGGACAGCUUAUCAAGGUGACAAGAUUUUGCAUGCGGUAUAUCGAAGACUUGGAGUCUAUGAAGUUGAGGACCAAAUCUCAGCAGUGAAGAAAUUUAUAGAAAUGGGUUUUAUUGAUGAGAAACGAAUAGCAAUAUGGGGCUGGUCCUAUGGUGGGUACGUAACUUCUUUGGCACUUGGAUCUGGCAGUGGAGUAUUUAAAUGCGGAAUGGCUGUGGCUCCUGUUUCCAGCUGGGAAUAUUACGCAUCUAUCUACACAGAACGAUUUAUGGGUCUGCCUGUAGAGUCCGAUAAUCUUGAGCACUACAAGAAUUCAACUGUGAUGGCAAGAGCAAAGAAUUUCCAAAAUGUAGAAUAUCUUCUCAUCCAUGGAACAGCAGAUGAUAACGUACAUUUCCAGAACUCAGCACAAAUCGCAAAAGCUCUGGUUAAUGCACAGGUGGAUUUCCAGGCAAUGGGAGAAGAAUGAGAAUCCAGCCUCCUUAUGAAAGUUGUGAUAGCUAGUAAAAGAGAGAAAGGUGAAGGAGCUGGCUUCUGGGGGCAAAACCAUAACUGGUCUGAUGGAUUCUAUCUUUUACUGGACAUACCUACCACAGGCACAAGGUGAAACGCACAAAAAGGGUAGAAUCCAAGUAGUAUAUCCAGCAUCAGAAAAUACACAAGUUGUCCACAAAACUUGCUUGCAGUGCAGGCAGAGGAAAACACAUAAACAAGAGGUUAGAGGAUAUAAAUGAGGAAUGAACAACAAAAAAGUACUUUGAAUUACACUCAAAGCUCUGUUUCUGCACCUUUUUUCUUGGAGCUAAUGACCAAAGUGUUUGCCUGCUAUCAAAUGUACUAGCCUUCUGCCUGAAUCUACUUUCCCAGGACCAUGAACCUCCCAAAAAGGGAUCACACAGGAAUCUCUCUGUACUUGGGGUUUGUAGGCCAUUUUGUGUAUUCCACAUUCUCUGCCUCCUUCACUGAUAUUUAGCAAACCAUUGUUAUUUCUCAAGUAUCUGGAAUAGUGUAUAGAGUUAUAGUCAUUCCAGUUAAGCUAUAGGGGAAUGGCAGUUAUUUCUAAGAGUCAGCAGAAUUCAUAUGGAUUUUAUUUGCAGUACACGAUUCAUAAUGUUCAUGGCCCUGAUGUAAUGCAGGAUGUUUUGAACAGAAUCCCACAGCAUCUAGCUGAAAGCUUGUUGCUUAGAGCCCAGUAUUCCAGAGCAAGACUGUGACCCUAACGGCCAAGGCCAUGCAGCAGGUCAAAGCCAUUUCAUCCCUAAGGGAAUCUCAAAGCCCUUUUGCCUAACUUGAUACAACUGACUUGUCAGUACUGAGGCAGUAAUGAUUACUCCUAGGUUACAGAAGGUUUAGAAACUUUUUUUUUCAGCAAUAUGAACAUACUGGAAAGUGCUGAAAAGAAAGAAGAGUAGCAAGUCCCUCAGUUUUCUUGAGGCAUCCACUUACUUUUAUAUGAAAAUAAAGUUCUUGUAUUUAUUAACUAUUGCAGAAUUGAAAACAUAACAUAGGGGGUUUAUGUUGUUUUGGUUUU